GGCGGCGGCGGCGGGGCCGAGCGCGCGUGCGCGGGGGCGGCGGCGCGUGCGCGCUGCGGCGGCAGGGGCGGGUGCCGGGGUGCGGCCGGGUCGCGGGUCCGCCGCCGCCCCGCCAGCAGCGGCCGCCGGCGGCGCGGGAGCUCUCGGGCGGGCGCCGGCACCUCGGGAGCGGCGGGCGCCCUGGUCUGCCUCCCCUCCCGGUUUCACCGUGCUCCUCCGCCGAGAGAACCGCCCUGUUAAAUGAAAAUCUUCGUGCAACUAUCCUGGAAUAUUACAUGCAGUCCUGCUGUCAGUUUUUGCUGGACUUCUUUUCUGGGUAAAGAAUGCAGACAAUAAAGUGCGUAGUUGUUGGAGAUGGCGCUGUGGGAAAAACUUGUCUUCUCAUCAGCUAUACCACCAAUGCCUUCCCGGAAGAGUACAUCCCUACCGUGUUUGACAACUACAGUGCCCAAAUGACUGUCGAUGGCCGGACAGUUAGCCUGAAUCUCUGGGACACUGCGGGCCAGGAGGAAUACGACCGCCUGCGCACACUAUCCUAUCCUCAAACCAAUGUGUUUGUCAUCUGUUUCUCCAUUGGCAGCCCUUCUUCCUAUGCAAAUGUGAGGCACAAAUGGCAUCCUGAAGUUUCUCACCACUGUCCUAACGUUCCCAUUCUUUUAGUGGGCACCAAGAGAGACUUGAGAAAUGACCUGGAAACAGUUAAAAAAUUGAAAGAGCAAAGCUUGGCUCCCACUACCCCGCAACAGGGGACUUCGCUGGCUAAACAAAUUGGAGCAGUCAAAUAUUUGGAGUGCUCGGCAUUGAAUCAGGAGGGUGUUCGGGAGGUGUUUGCUGAAGCUGUGCGUGCAGUUCUGUAUCCUGUGACAAAGAAGAACACAAGGAAAUGUGUCCUAUUGUAGUUACCUCGGAUAAUGGGUGUUCGAAGUUGAAUAUUGACUAGAAUCUUGGAGGGCUCUUUGAGUUACAUUGAAGAUUUGCAUCUUGCACUAACAGCUCUAAGCAGAAAUGGUUUAUGCAAAGAAUAUUCUUGCAGUCUUAUUGCUUCAGGGAAACUGAAACAGAAGAGUUUUUUUUUUUUUUCCUUCCAACUGAGAGGUCAACCAUUUACUUAAUUUCUAAAGUUCUAGUCUCCAGCUUCUCCAGGGAUCACUUGGCUUCUGUUCUUAUUUAGUGGAGGAAGAAAAAAGAAGGGACUUCUUUGAAGCCAAUUUUCUUUACUAGAUAACCAUCAGUUACUGGACUUGCUGAAAAGCACAAAUUUUGAUAACUUUGCUUUAAGUGUAGCUGCUGCUUUUCCUAUCUCUUCUUUACUGAUCAAAUUGGUUUUAGAAAACAGAAGUCUGGCUGUCCAAUUGUUUUAAUUUGUUGAUUUAAAGCUUGAAAACCAUUUGUUUACAUGCAAAAAUGCCUGUAAUAUUACUGAGCUUCACUUUAUAGUGAACUUGUGACCAUUUAUAUGAAAAGAUAACAUAUGGCGUAUUUAAUCCAAUGAGCAAGACAGGGAACACUUGCAAUAAUUUUAUUAAUAGAAGCAGGAACUGAUUUCUCCUAAUGUAAAGAAUUUAGGAUAAUGGUGAAUACUCAAAAGAGUGAUUUUUGUGCUGUUGAAUGGAGAGUUGGAAGAGUAGUUUAGUUAGAAGUCUUCCAUAAUCUUCUAAACUGAGUUAAGGUUUUAUUUCACUCUCCAAAGAGACUUUACAUUCUGAGAAUAAAGUUACAGUUAUCUGCUUGAACGGAUUGAGGUAAUUGGGAUGACGCUUCUCAAAGCAAGCUUUUCGGUGUGAUCCCACUUUCCCUUUGAUGAAUUCCAGAGACUUGGUAGAAGCCUGUUUGCUCUCGAGGAAUUCAUGGCUUCACUUCUUAAUGCUCUUGGAGUCACCACAUGAGAUUUCAUGGCAAAUUCCUUGGCUGUUCUUCUGGCAGAUCAUUGACAGAAAAUUUGGAAGCUCUGUUUACAGGAAUCAGGAACCCUUGUUUGUUCCUGGCAACUCACUGAUAGUCCCAAUUAAAUUUUUAAUGGUUAGCCAGUCACUGGAUAGAUUUACCUGGGCAGUUUUCUCUCGUCUACUAGGUGGUCACAUAUUAUAAACUGUUUUAACUCAUGUUCCAUUUAUGUACUUUUUAACUUUCUCUAGCAGCUACAGCGAAUGGCUGCUGGCUUUUGUUUUCAGAAUGUGCACUGUUUUCUAUGUGUGAUUCUGGGACCAGCAGAGAAGUGAGCGCAUGGAACCUUCCUUAGACUUAACCUUAGAGCCUGGCGGUAUGAAAGGAGCAUGCUUCAAAGAUAUUUUGUAUGAAACCAGUGGUGCUGGCUUGGGCUUUGUUGCCUAAAAUUGACAGUGCUGUCUUUGUCCAGAUACAGCCUAAACUGGUUAUUCAGAACUUGCUUUUUUAUGAUUCCCACACAUGCAAAACUGUACUGUGUAUACCCUGGACAGAAAAAAGCCUCAUUUUAGCAAGAUAACAGAAAAUACAUCAACAAGGUUAUGAGGGAUUUUGUGUUAAAUUAACCUUGGUUUAUCUGAUGCAGACAGAAAUACUAGGUGGAUAGAGACAUAUUCAUAUUUGUGCCAUCAUUCCCCUCUGAAGAGGAUGUGCCUUUCUUCAGCUAGUGUAACUGAUGCUGACACUAACUACAAUUUCUAUAUAGCUGAUGUAUGCUCCUCCUGGUAUUGCUUUAGGAAACUGCAACGCAGAAAUUAAAAACUGCAGUUUAUCCAAAUAUUGGUAUGUGUAGCUAGUGAAGCAACACUGAGUUCCAAACACUGCCUGAUUGCAGAAAACACCAAAAUAUCCAUAAUGCCUGAUGUCUGUAGAAACCUACAGGCUUCUGUUUAUUUUCCUUCACCAAGUGCCAUUGACUGGAGUGUCUUUGCAUCUUUUGCACUUGUAGAGGAAGUGCUGUUCCAGAUGUGGCUCCUACUGCAGCGUUUUGCAAGCUGUAAGGGGAGUAUUGCAGUGAUGUAACUUCUACUCACCACUUUCUGCCUUUGCUUUAGUAGGUAGGCCUUUAACGCGGGCUUGACUUGCAGGCAGCAAUAAUUCUGUGCCUUGUAAUUCAAGAUUAUUGUUCUGUAGGUAAAUUUCAGUAACUGAGCAAAUAGUUUAUCAUUGUUUAAAAUAUAUUUAUUUAAGGCAGUGCACAUUUUUUAAUGCAGGUCAGGCCUAAAUCAACAGUCUAGUUACCCUGGUGCAAGCCCAUAACUUUUGCUUAAUUCAAAGAUGUACUUUAAAAAGUUUGUGAUAUGUUUGAACUGUUCUUAAAUAGACUUUUUAUUUCAACAACAGGCACCUCUUUUUUUUUUUUUUUUUGCUACACAAAUUUGCAAUUUUGUACUGAAGCUACUACUGUUUUUUUUAAAAAGUUUUUACUCUUUUAGAUAUAGAAAUCUUGUAGUUCUGCAUCUUCUGUGGAUAUUCCUAACUGGAUGACAAUAAUUGUAUGGAGAAGAAGUCCCGUGAGCAAAUAUUGUUGCACACCUCCUGUUUCUGUAGGCUCACAGUGCAGCCAUCCUGGUGUUAACUGGAAGAGGGUAUGGAGAGAGAAAAUUCUACUGCUUGAUCGAUUUGUUUGAAUUGAUUACAUUAUUGAUUACAUUAUACUAGAACACUUUAUCCCCAUCUAGAUAACUUAAUCAAUAGAUUGCACAACAGUACUGAAGAGAUUAAUAUCAUUGGGAUGAAAACGAGCAGAAAGUGAACUUUGAACAGAACUAUGAAAACUUCUCCUGUUUUCAGAGUACCUCAUUAACAGACUCAUUCAAAUGCCUUGUAUUUCUGCCUCUUUCUGUCAAGAGGAGCAAAAAUCCUGCUGGUCUGACAGUUCAUUCACUCUAGCAUCUGAUUUUCAUGAGAAUGGACUCCAGGGGUGCACAGAUCCGAUGAACUUUUCCAUUCAAUGGGCAUUCUCUCAGUUAUCAUCUUCCCUCUUUUUUCUGUAAUUCUUAACGCGUUUUAUUGCAAGUAGUCCAGUGCUUCAGUCUACAAUCCAUUCCCUUCCUCCCACUUUUUGUUUUUUCCUGUGGACAGGUAACAAAUACAGACUUUAAACAAUCACACAGCUGGAUUUUUGUCUAUUUUCGCAAGACCAGAAUACCCCAGAGUGAAGUUACGAGGAUUUCCGAAACUGCUCAAGAUUUCUUGUUACCGAGGAGAAACGCAGUGCGCGCGUUGCCAUUCGCAGAAGAGACUCUCGACAAAGAGACCGACUUUAAUCUUUCAGCAUGUGAAUAACUUCUCAAAUACGUAAGGAUUUCUUUUAAUGUCAUUCAAGCCAUCCACACCGAGUUGAGCAGUCCGGGAAUUGUGUCCAAAGGAUGUUAUGGAGCAUGUUAGAUGUAUAAAUGCUUUGUUCAGUUUACAGCUGUAGCUAUUUAUAUGGAAUUAAAACUAGGAGAGCCUCACCGUGCUUCGAGUGCUAAACCUCGCUGUGUAGAAAUCGUGGUGCUGCUUGGGCUAACCUGAAGGAGCGGAUGGAUCCCCGCGGAGGGCUUCCCCUGCCCGGCCGGGGCAGCUGGGGCGAGCAUCCUCCGGCAGCGGGAGCCCCACGCUCUAAGUGUGGUACUGAUGCAUACACUGGCAACUUGAUUUUAUACUAUAAAAAAUUUGUAUUACAGCUAACAGUUUUUAAAAGAUUUUUUUUUUAAAUUAUGCGAAAUUAAAUUGUAAUAAAACUUCCUUCAUCUCUCUGGCUCUCUUAUUAACUCAUUCCCCCUUUUUUUGUUGCUUUUUCCCUCCAUAAUGUAGCUGUUCUUUCCUGUGGAAAGCCGGAUCCGCUCUCUUAAAUGCAAUAAACGAUUUUCGGUGAA
Molecule: messenger RNA, 4808 nt
Organism: Dromaius novaehollandiae (emu)
Lineage: Eukaryota; Metazoa; Chordata; Aves; Casuariiformes; Dromaiidae
Product: rho-related GTP-binding protein RhoG-like
Exons: 4
Coding region: 324-899 (191 amino acids)
Biological process (GO): regulation of actin cytoskeleton organization; regulation of cell shape; establishment or maintenance of cell polarity
Cellular component (GO): cytoplasmic vesicle; cell projection; cytoskeleton
Molecular function (GO): protein kinase binding; GTPase activity; GTP binding
Source: RefSeq, a predicted model, not a curated record